GGGCAGGCUUGGCGUCUGUGUAACGCAAAUACAACAAUAUAUCAGAAAACAUACAAUAAUUUUCGCACAGUUUUAAAUUUUAAGCUCUUUUAAUUGCAACAAAAUCAAAAAAAAAAACGAAGGAAAAAUGGACAAAAAGGAGACAAAACUGUCGGCGGAUGAGCGCCAAAAUUUCGUUGCAACUCGCAUGAGUUUGCCGCUCUUUAUGUUAUCUCGCAAUCGCAUACGUGAGGAUCACUUGGAUAACGUCCAGAAACAAUUCAAGCUGGCCGGCGGGCACUACAAUACCCACUGCCAACAAGAGAACCGAGGAGAGGAGUUUAGUGCCGCGACCUAUGCACAUUAUAGACAUGUGACGGGCUUUGAAAAGACGCCCGUGACUCCAUAUCCGGAAAAACGUCCGUUGCGCUACGAUCGGGCUAUGACCACUUGGCGUGGAUACCAACAGGCUCCGAAUCGAUACGGCGUGCUGCCUGUACCGUUUCUGAGUCGGAUGGGCUCCAAGGGCUCCGCAUUUGCCAAAAUGCAUACCAACAAAAGUCGGGUGUCGAUCAAGCCGCCCCCGUCCCACUUCUACGAGCUGCCAGCGGAAAUCGAACGAUUUUUAAAGCCGGAGAACAAGCAAAAGGGCAUCUUUUUAACAAAUGCACGUGAGCGCCGUCCUUCGUCGCGCCUGAUGACAUCUGAUUUGACUUGCUGCUGGCGCAAUCCGAAUGAUCCCGGUCCCACCGAUACUCACACCAGUUACUAUGAGAUUGAGUCAAACAUGGCGCCCCUUACGAAGACACAUCUCGACAAUCCGCACUUGUUUCUGCGACUCUCCUGUGUGCCAACAAAGCGAAACGUUCGCAUUCAUCGUAACAUUGGUUUUGAGCCGGGUCCAGGACGCUAUGAUAUACGCUAUCCGAACGUGUGUGCCUGUGAGAGGGGCAAGAAGACCACGCCCCGCCUGACACUAAAUAUUGAGAUGCAGAAGCGGUACAAGUUCCGGCGUUUGCCCUACAAGCGCAUCAAUACUCGAAAGUAUUGUGAGCCCGACUGGCGCCAUGUAAUUGGCCAUGGACACAGGCAUAUCUUCCAGAUGGGCAAGCACGAUUUGCCCAAGCCAAUUGGCAAGAAGAUAGUCAAAGGCAAGAAGGCGGAGAAGCAAUUGAAAAUGUUUGCCGAUGGCAAAUACCUAAAUAUGCUGGUCAAUCCAAGGCGUUUUCCAAUUUCCACCCGAGACUUUCCAGUGUCCCCCUAUGUGCCACGCAUAGUCUAUAACUGCAUAGCCAAGCGUAUUGUACGCAAACAGCUGCGGAAUAACAAAAAAAUUGCCUUCUUAAGUGGCCAGGAGCGCUGGAAGGAUGGCGUACGUCCGCUGCAGCUGACCACACGCCAGCUGGAGGCCAUCAAGGAACGUUUGCCCGAAGACCGGCGUCUAGCUGAUCAUCCAAUCGAGCUACGUGCUUCAAAGAUGGUGAGCAGGCUCCACCAUGUGCCAGAUCACAUGAAGACCACCUACAUGCCGAAGCUGCGCAAGCGCCUAUUCAAAUUUCUACCCAUACCUGGCGCUCGGGUGCUGGUCACAGACAGCGACAUACGUCCGGAUUUGCCAUUCGAUCGAGAAAAUCCGACCGGCAUGUACAAUGUUAAGAUAGACGAAACGAAAUUCUAUCGGGAUUCGGUUUUACUUGAUAUGGCGCAACAAAGUUUGGGUCUUAACCCCGAACAGACCGAAGGAAAAGUUGUGGAGCCGUCCCUUAGUGGAGGAAGCAUCGCUGCCUCAAUCGCCUCUAGGGCGAGUAUGAUGUCCAUGUCCAAAAUGACGGCCAGCAGGCUGUCACUUGCUCGCUCCGGGAGCAGAGCAACUGUGACAAUGCGUCCUUCCCUCGAUUAAUGUG
Messenger RNA from Drosophila montana, 1883 nucleotides. RefSeq lists its product as uncharacterized. The coding region runs from base 128 to 1879 and encodes 583 amino acids. Lineage: Eukaryota; Metazoa; Arthropoda; Insecta; Diptera; Drosophilidae. The record is from RefSeq and is a predicted model, not a curated record. The transcript is spliced from 4 exons.